Diabrotica balteata is the source of this 1590-nucleotide messenger RNA. NCBI's taxonomy places the organism in Eukaryota, Metazoa, Arthropoda, Insecta, Coleoptera, Chrysomelidae. The record is from the annotation of a GenBank genome assembly.
AUGCCCGCAAGAACCAAGAUCCAUUCGUUUUCGAAGCUGGAGGCAGUUGUUAUACACGAUGCAGAACCAGCAGACUUUGAACGUGCUAUUUCAGCUUCUGGUUAUGGUAAAUUCAACAUCAUCCUAUACAUCAUAUCAACAGCAGCAGGAUGGUCGUUCGUCUUCGAAACCACCACGAUGUCAUACGUUUUUCCAGCGGCAGAAUGUGAUCUUCAGCUCACACUAAACCACAAGGGCUGGCUUAAUGCUGUUACUUAUGCAGGUAUGAUAUCAAGUGCGUUCGUUUGGGGAUUCCUUUGUGACACCUUAGGCCGAAGAAAACUUUUAAUCAUUGGAUUUUUACUCGAUGGAUUAUUCUUAAUGAUAGCAGCGCUCUCGCAAAACUUUCAACUGCUGAUGGUAGCUAAAUUUCUUGGAGGAUUUAUUAUUAAUGGACCUUUUGCGGCACUAACGGCAUAUCUAUCUGAAUUUCACUGUGCUAAACAGAGGGCUAGAGUGCAAAUGGUUUUGGGCGCUAUCUUCAGCUUAGGAAAUCUCAUACUGCCGUUACUUGCCCUUCUUAUCCUUCCGCUCAAUGUAAACCUUAAAGUCGGAAUUUUGGAAUUUCAUUCCUGGAACAUCUAUUUAAUGGUGAGCUCCCUGCCGGCACUUGCCAGUGGUGUAGCAUUCAUUUUUCUUCCUGAAAGUCCGAAGUUUCUUAUGUCCACUGGAAAUAACGAGAAGGCCCUUCGUGUAUUUAGAGAAGUAUAUCGAGUUAACACCGGACAUUCAGAGGACAGUUAUCCGAUCAAAUACCUGAUCGACGAAACUAAAAUUAACAACUUCGACUUGAAUACCAGUAGUAGUGACGUAGCAGUAACCAGGACCAAUACUCAGAUGUUAAAAGAAGGUUUCCACCAAAUCAAACCAAUAUUUAAAGCUCCUCACGUAACCAAAAUCUUUCUGGUGUUUCUUUUGCAGUUUAUGAUCAUGAUGGGAUUGAACACUCUAAGACUAUGGCUUCCACAAAUCUACCAGGCGAUGAACGAUUACAAAUUCUACAAUAAUGAAAGUGCCACACUUUGUGAGACUUUGGAAAUAUUUCAACCAAAGACUGAUACUUUUAAUCUAACCGGAGAACCAUGUGAAGUGAAUUCAAAUAAUACAGAGGUGUACACAAAUUCCAUGAUAGUGGCUACGACAAGUAUCAUCGGAUACAUUACAGCAGGAACGUUGAUCAAUUCUUUGGGAAAAAAGAAGUUAUUGAGUAUCUUGGGAUUCAUAUCGGGAUCCAUGGCGAUGACGUUGUACUUUUCAAAAAAUGUAACGUCUACGAUAGCAUUUUCCGCGAUGUUUGUUACGUUUGGUAGCAUAGGAAUAAAUGUUAUAUUAGCAGUUGUAGUAGAUUUGAUACCAACUUCUUUAAGGACUAUGGCUGUAUCCCUUACAAUGAUGUUCGGAAGAUUUGGUGCAGCGCUAGGAAACUUGAUUUUCCCCUUUUUGUUAGAGUCAGGAUGUGCACCUCCAUUUUUCUCUGUCGGAUCUGUGAUGAUUGGCUGUGCUUUCUUGGCAUACUUCCUUCCAAAUACGGAUAUGAAAGCAUUGCUCUAA